CUUCGGUUCGAUUUUUCGGAUCCGGAUUUUUUGCCCAGCCAUAAGAAUACUAAUCAAAUUUGGACUAUAAUGUAAUAUCUUAAAAUGUAAGGUCAUAAAUCUUAUCAACAGAAUACGCUAUUUAUAUGUUGGAUUGUGGUAUCCAAACGACAAAUCCAAUAACUCUAAAGUUGUGAGUGAGGGAGGAAAGAAUUUAAGGAGUGAAAGUGAAAUAGUUAUCUUUUGAAAAGGGAGAUGCUGUAAUUCUAAUCAUAAGUAAAGGGACGAAUCUGUAAUUUAUAAAACGCCUGGCUUUGUAUUUAUUCGCACUGGUGACAAAAUUCGAAGUUAACACAAUGAAACCGUCACAACGGUCAAGCAACCGAAUCAUUGAUCAGCUCGCCGCCGCCAUGAUCCAGAACCGUCCAUUCGACGCCGUCCUCGCCUCUUCAACAGUCGCAAGUCCAUGGACUCAUCAGCUCGUCUCCAAUAUCCUCCGCUCCAUCCCCAGAUUCUUCUUCAUGUCCCCUCGUUCCAUCGGCCGGCAGAAGGGUUUCCGUCACCGGUCGCCGUUAAAACAGAGAAACCUCCGUGAAGAAUCAGCACGACGCCGUCUUGAAGUCCUAGUUCUAGGUCCCGGCGCGUAUGUAGAUCCUAAGAAAGUAUCUCUCGGUUUGCAUAAAGCAAGGGAGUUCUUCUUUUGGAUCGAGACACACUUCGGUUUCGAACAUAACGAGAUCACUUGCAGAGAAAUGUCAUGCUUGUUUGCCAAAGGAAACGACUUCAAAGGUCUCUGGGACUUUCUCCGGCAAGUCUCGCGACGUGAGAACGGAGGAAGCGUGGUGACCACAUCGUCUAUAACGUGUUUGAUGAAAUGCCUAGGAGAAGAAGGUUUUGUGAAAGAGGCAUUAGCUACGUUUUACAGGAUGAAAGAGUAUCACUGCAAACCCGAUGUUUACGCUUACAAUACAAUCAUCAACGCUCUUUGCAGAGUAGGGAACUUUAAGAAGGCUCGGUUUCUGUUGGAUCAGAUGCAGUUGCCGGGGUUUCGAUACCCGCCGGAUGCGUAUACUUACACCAUUUUGAUAAGCGCGUACUGUAGAUAUGGGAUGCAGACCGGAUGCAGGAAGGCGAUAAGGAGGAGGAUGUGGGAAGCUAACCGAAUGUUUAGGGAGAUGCUGUUCAGAGGGUUUGCACCUGAUGUGGUUACUUACAAUUGCUUGAUCGAUGGAUGCUGCAAAACGAACAGGAUUGGUCGGGCUUUGGAGCUGUUUGAAGAUAUGAAGAAGAGGGGGUGCGUACCGAACCAGGUGACGUACAAUUCUUUUAUAAGAUAUUACAGUGUGACCAAUGAGAUAGAACGCGGGAUCGAGAUGAUGAGGAUGAUGGAGAAGAUGGGUCACGGUGUAGCUGGUUCAAGCACGUACACGCCGCUGAUACACGCUCUUGUUGAGACCAGGAGAGUGGCUGAGGCUCGGGAUUUGGUGGUGGAGAUGGUGGAGGCCGGGUUGGUUCCUAGAGAGUAUACUUAUAAGUUGGUGUUGGAUGCUCUGAGCUCGGAAGGAAUGGUGGGUACACUUGAUGAAGAGGUGCAUAAGAGAAUGAGACAAAGUAUAGACCAGAGAUGUAGAAGAGUCAUGAAGAUCAAACCUGUCAUGGCUAGAAAAGAGGUGGUCCAUGAUAAAUGAAUACUUCCUGUUCAAACCUUGUAUUGUGCUAUGUUGUAAUACUUCAUGAAUACUUUUGUUACUUGUUCAUGAUAAGAAAGGUAAGAGAAAUCAA
This is a messenger RNA of Brassica napus (rape), 1761 nucleotides long. Its product is annotated as pentatricopeptide repeat-containing protein At1g77405-like. The transcript has a single exon. Bases 336 to 1667 code for a protein of 443 amino acids. Gene Ontology annotation, molecular function: protein binding. The record is from RefSeq and is a predicted model, not a curated record. NCBI's taxonomy places the organism in Eukaryota, Viridiplantae, Streptophyta, Magnoliopsida, Brassicales, Brassicaceae.